This is a messenger RNA of Penicillium alfredii, 1842 nucleotides long. Its product is annotated as translation initiation factor 2A. The record is from RefSeq and is a predicted model, not a curated record. Gene Ontology annotation, molecular function: ribosome binding; tRNA binding; translation initiation factor activity. NCBI's taxonomy places the organism in Eukaryota, Fungi, Ascomycota, Eurotiomycetes, Eurotiales, Aspergillaceae. Gene Ontology annotation, biological process: translational initiation. Gene Ontology annotation, cellular component: cytosolic small ribosomal subunit. The coding region runs from base 1 to 1842 and encodes 613 amino acids. The transcript is spliced from 9 exons.
AUGGCAGCUCCUACACAGCUCGCUUUCCGAACGCUCAAAGGGGUUGGCAUCCUAGAUGCCGCCCCUGUUUAUGAGCCCUUGUCGGGGUUUGUGAGACCUGAAGGGAACCUCCGUUGCAGUGCCUACUCGCCGUGCGGCCGUUACUACGCAUGGGCAUCUCCCGAGAAGGUCACCAUCGUCGAUGCCUCCGUCGGUCAUGUCGUUUCGACUAUCCCCGCCGAUAAUGUGUUCGAGCUGGGGUUCUCCCCGCUCGGUACCUACGUGAUCACCUGGCAGCGGCCGAGCAAGGACGCCAACGGAGACGCGGUCAAGAACCUUAAGGUGUGGCGCGCCAUUGAGAGUGGAGACGAGCAUGCGGUUGUGGGAAGUUUCGUCCAGAAGUCGCAGACGGGUUGGAACCUGCAAUACACCCCCGACGAGCGGCUAUGUGCCCGUGUCGUGACCAACGAGGUCCAGUUCUACCAGAGUGAAAACCUGUCGACCGUCUGGAAUAAGCUGCGCGUGGAGGGGGUGGCGGAUUUCGCGCUCUCGCCGGGACAGACCCAGUCGAUUGCUGUCUUUAUUCCCGAACGGAAGGGCCAACCCGCCGCCGUCAAGGUGUUCAUUGUGCCGCAGUUCGGCGCCCCGGUCUCCCAGAAGAGUUUCUUCAAGGGUGACAAAGUCCAGCUCAAGUGGAACUCCUCCGGGACAACCUUGAUUGUGCUUGCUCAGACCGAGGUGGAUCGGACUGGCAAGAGUUACUACGGCGAGACCACGCUGUACUUGCUCAGUGCUAGCGGUGGAUUUGACUCGCGUAUUGAUCUUGACAAAGAAGGGCCCAUCCACGAUGUGAGCUGGAACCCCAACUCGAAGGAAUUCGGUGUUGUCUACGGCUACAUGCCGGCGAAGACGACCAUUUUCAACGUACGCGGUGUGGCCAAGCAUAAUUUCCCUCUGAGUCCGCGCAAUACGAUUCAGUUUUCUCCCCACGGUCGGUUCGUUCUGGUGGCCGGGUUUGGUAACCUGGCGGGCCAGAUGGACCUCUACGACAUGGACAGGAACUUCCACAAGAUUGCUACCGUGGAGGCCUCCAACGCCAGCGUGUGCGCCUGGUCCCCCGAUGGGCAGCAUAUUCUGACUGCGACAACCAGCCCGCGCCUGCGCGUCGACAACGGUGUGCGUAUCUGGCACGUCAGCGGUGGCCUCAUGUACAAUGAGGACAUGACCGAGUUGUACGAUGUCACCUGGCGGCCGCAGAGCACUGCUCAGCUUCCGCUGACUGACCCAUUCACUAAGCUGCCCACACCUCACCCGUCCGCCACCGCGUACCUGAGCACGCGUAAAGUUCCCGCCAAACCGGCAGGUGCUUACCGUCCCCGGCGUGAGGACGAAGGUGGAGCUGCCUUUAUCCGCGACGGUGCCCCGGGAGCUGGCCUGAACGGCUUCGGCAGCAAGUCGCGUCGCCGUGACAUUCCUGGUGCCGAGCCGUCGGAGGAGUACCUGCCUCCCGGUGCGGCGCCAGACCAGCCGGAGCGUCUGUCCAAGUCGGCGGCCAAGAACAAGAAGAAGCGCGAGGCCGCCAAGAAGGGCAAGGACGACGACAAUGAGCCGCCCGCCAACGCCCCCACUGGCCCCAGCCCGGACCGCAACCGCACCAAGGGCAAGAACGGCGCCCCCGUCAAUGAUCUCAACCCCACGGCCCAGGAUAAGAAGAUCCGCGGUCUGCUGAAGAAGAUCCGGGCCAUUGAUGAGCUGAAGAUGCGUCUGGCUGGAGGUGAGAAGCUGGAGGACACCCAGAUGAAGAAGAUCCAGACGGAGGAUUCCGUGCGCAAGGAGCUGGAAGCUGUCGGGUACAACGGGUGA